This is a messenger RNA of Periophthalmus magnuspinnatus, 2234 nucleotides long. RefSeq names its product G protein-coupled receptor 17 (gene gpr17). Gene Ontology annotation, biological process: positive regulation of Rho protein signal transduction; phospholipase C-activating G protein-coupled receptor signaling pathway. The record is from RefSeq and is a predicted model, not a curated record. Lineage: Eukaryota; Metazoa; Chordata; Actinopteri; Gobiiformes; Gobiidae. The transcript is spliced from 2 exons. Gene Ontology annotation, cellular component: membrane. Bases 114 to 1130 code for a protein of 338 amino acids. Gene Ontology annotation, molecular function: G protein-coupled receptor activity.
GGAGGAGAGGGUUAGGGAUAGCAACUCAGCCUCCUCUGCUCUGUCCGUGUUAGCAACUCAAUUGUCCCACUCCGUCUCAGACUUUCUCCACUUCUGCAAGUACGCUCUGGACAAUGGAGUUUUCCACAGAACUCCCUGUGCUGGUCUCCAAUAUUUCAGACAGCUGCCCUCCUGUGGACAUGAUCACCGAGAACACCAUUUUUGGUUUCAUCUACAUCCUGGUCUUUUUCUUGGCUCUGAAUGGGAACAGUUUGGCAUUAUGGAUCUUCUCGCACCAACGUGGCACCACCUCCUCUCCUGCUAAUGUCUUCUUGGUCCAUCUCGUCAUUGCCGACUUGUCCUAUGUGAUCAUCUUACCUCUCCGUGCCACCUACCAUCUCACCGGGGGGCACUGGCCUUUUGGGGAGGUGCCUUGCAGAGUGGCUGGCUUUUUGUUCUAUGUCAACAUGUACGCUAGCUUGUAUUUCCUAGCGUGCGUAGCGGGAGAUAGGUAUCUUGCUGUUGUCCAUGCUGUGAGGUCUCUUAAAAUCCGCCGGGCUCGCUACGCUCACAUUAUUAGCUUUUCGCUCUGGGCCUUGGUCACUAUUUCCAUGGCCCCCCUCCUCAUCUCUCAACAGACUGCAGAAGUUGAUGGUGUGACAGUAUGCUUACAGCUAUAUCGCGAAAAGGCAACGCGCAAUGCUCUGAUUUCCUUAGCGGUAGCAUUCACACCACCUUUCCUAGCUACUUUAUCUUGCUACCUGCUAAUAAUCAAAAGCUUGCAUCACGGUUCAAGACUAGAGCCGACCCUUAAACUCCGGGCCCUGCGCACCAUCGGUCUAGUCCUGCUGAUCUAUGUAGUAUGUUUCUUGCCGUAUCACGUUAGUAGAGCGACUUUCAUUUUGGGAUACAACCACCCUGAUAUUUCAUGUGGGACACGCAGAGGGCUGAGUUUGGCCAAUCGCCUCACCUCAUUGCUCACGUGUAUGAAUGGGGCCUUGGAUCCGUUGGUGUACCUGUUUGGGGCAGAGAAGUUUCGAGGGACGCUCACCAGACUGCUGUGCAAAGAUAAAGGCAACUUGUCCAGCGCAACGAGUGGAGAGCUAAAAGCAACACAUGAGAGCUCUGUCAGUGCCAAGUCUGAGUUUUAAGAGGAAAAACAAUUUAAAAAUCCUAAAAUUAUUCAAAAUACCUCUUAUUCAACAACUGUUUUUGUUUCGUGUUGCUUUACAGCUCUUACAGUUUUGUUUUUUUAAGUACUAAAAUAUCAACUGAACCUGGUCUGCCCGUGCCCAAACCUUUAUAUAAAGGACACAUUCAAGUUUUCCUCAUUCUCAACAUAUGGACAGCAUAUACUGCAGCAGAGGCUGCACUAGCACUGAUUAUGAAGGUUAUUUAGACAGUGAGGAGUCAUUUUAGGUUCAAACCAACUGAAUUUUAGCAUUAAAAGUGGCAACCCAAAUGAGAGACUCAUUUGAGGCCGAUUAUGUUUUCUGAUUGGAUAAUUUUGUCUUGUGAACCAAAACACAAAAGUAUAACAUAAAAAUCUUGGCCAUUAUAAUGUUUUUGUAAUUAACAAUAAAUCAGCAUUACAAGUGUUAUCAGUAACAGCUGUGUUUGAACAUGAGCAGGAUUUUGUAACACCUAGUGGUAAUGUUUGGUAUUGCGACUCAUUCUGUUUGUACUCAUUUCCUCAUUCACUGGCUUGGCUUUGUACAGCUUAUCAUAUGCAAACUGUUUAAAACAGUCUCACAUACAGUAAUACCUACUAUACUUGAUUCAUAAUGACACAAAAGGUGCUUUUUAGUGAAACCGAGAGCACUUGUGAAGCGCUUACUAAACCAUUAUGAUUUUUCUAAUUUCAUUACAUUUGUGUAAUAUUUUCACAUUUCACAAAUGUGUGGGUGAUAUUGUUUUUACAGGUAUCUGAGGAUGUGAAAAAUUGUUGUGUAAUUGUAUGUGGGUGGUUGGAGCUUUUUAUUCAAAUACUAAUAGAAAAAGGGCCGAUGUCUAAAUCCAAUGAAUCCAUGUAUUUUUACCCUAAAUGUCAAAUGUACAAUAUGAUUUUAUUUGACUUUUUGCUCUUUUUUUUACAUUUGUUGUAUAUUUUGUGUGACUUUUAAUAUACCUGGAAUUUGUGUUUAUUGUUUAUAUUGUUUGUGCUUGACCUUUUAUUCAUGUUUGGACGCUCACAUAUUGCUAUGCAUUUAUUAUAACUCCCACAUGUUGCACUAUGGCAUGACAUAAUAACACUG